AUGAAAAGUAGAGGCGCACUGGGGAGAGAGGAAAAAAGUUCUCAACAAGGAGAGGCAGGACUACUCUUACGGAGCCCCUGCAGUCUCACUUUUUUAUGCCUCUGAAAGACUUUCCCUGCCGUCUUCUUUUGCGUUUUUUGCUCUGCAACGCCACUUUUACGUUUCAGAGGGAGAAAGCUAUACUUUUUUUUUACUUAAGCGAAAGCCACACAGUACCAUGGAGCUGCUCUGUUUCGAAAUGGAGACCAACAUACGAGCUCGUCCAGACCCGAACCUCCUGUGCGAUGACAGAGUCCUGCAGAGCUUGUUGACUAUAGAGGAGAGGUUUCUGCCCCAAUAUUCCUAUUUCAAAGGCGUUCAGAAAGAUAUCCAGCCGUUUAUGCGGAGGAUGGUCGCUACUUGGAUGUUGGAGGUUUGUGAGGAGCAGAAGUGCGAGGAAGAAGUUUUUCCCUUGGCCAUGAACUACUUAGACAGAUUUUUAGCAGUGGUACCCACCAAAAAGUGUAACCUGCAGCUGUUGGGAGCAGUCUGCAUGUUUCUUGCAUCCAAGUUGAAAGAGACUCGUCCGUUAACUGCAGAGAAGCUUUGCAUCUACACAGAUAACUCCAUUAGACCGCAAGAGCUGCUGGAAUGGGAACUGGUGGUUUUGGGGAAGUUGAAGUGGAACUUGGCAGCAGUAACACCAAACGACUUCAUCGAGCACAUUGUGAGGAGGCUGCCGCUGCCCGAGGACAAGCUGGCACUUAUACGGAAACAUGUCCAGACCUUUAUCGCCCUCUGUGCCACAGAUUUUGGAUUCGCCAUGUACCCUCCCUCCAUGAUCGCCACAGGAAGUGUGGGGGCCGCGAUCUGCGGCCUGCAGCUGGACUCGGCUGACCAGUCACAGUGGGGUGACAGUCUGACGGACCUGCUGGCCAAAAUCACCAACACAGAAGUGGAUGUCCUCAAAGAGUGCCAGGAGCAGAUCGAGCGCGUGUUGGAGAGCAGCCUGCGUGAAGGGAGGCAGCAGCAGCAGCAACAGCAGCAGACUCAGAGAGGCCCCAGUGGAAAAGGCCUGGACGAGCUGGAUCAGUCCUCCACCCCGACAGAUGUCCGCGAUGUCAACUUGUGAAUCUCCGGCAGGGCAGCGUCGCACAGGAUUUACAAAGCAAACAAAAAAAAAGCAUUGUGACAAAAAAGAAAAAAAACCCUAAAAACUAAACAAAAAAAACAACUAAAUUUUUUCUUAAAAGCUGAAAAAAAGAACAAAAAUGUUAAAUACACAAGCCCUUUAAAAAGAACAAUGCUUGCUAGUUUUGUGAAUUUUCUGUUCUUCAAGUCAAAAAAAAUCACAAAAAAAAAUCAGCUGCACAUGAAAUGGAUUUUUUAUGAUGAUCUAGCCUAAAAGCAACACAUUUGAUACGAGAUGAAGCUCUGUGGUGCCUUGGAUAAACAGAAGGGAAGCCAAUCACAUUUGCAUUCUGCCUUUGAUUGUAUAGUAUGAUCUUUAAGUUAUAUUUGAACAAUAGCUUGAUUAUGAGGCCGUUAUGUGUUGAUUAUGAGGCUGAGAUGUGGAAAUCAUUAAGAAAUGGCAUACAUGGCAUCACAGCUGGAGCUUGCAUUUCUUUUCCUCUGUUUAGUUUUAUGAGUAUCAUCACCAUAGCAUUGGUUGUUGGUGUGAGAGUGUACGCGUGUUCGAGCUCCUUGACCAGUAGAGGGUCCACACGUGUCGAGGACGUGGAGAGAACAUUGUGCUUAAAAUCGGUCCUGUUUCCAGGCAGUAGCUGGGAUGAUCACAAAUAUCAGUAGAAUUAGUGAUUAUUAAUAUUAUCAUUGGACAUACUUUGAAACUGAGUAGUAGAUCAAUAAGCUCCUUUUGUCAGGCUGCUUGUACGUGUCAGGUUGUGGAUGCAGAGUGGAAGCACGUAUGUUUUUGUGUGCAGGAUUGCAUUUGUGUGUGUGUGUGUGUGUGUGUGUAUGGGGCAUGGAUUAUGACCAGUCAAUGUGUGUGUGUGUGUGUUGCGUUUGAAUGUUACAUGCGAUCCUGCAUCUAUAUUUGCAGUGUGGAUUCUUCGGCGUGAGGCACUUGAGCAACGUUGUAGACUUAUUAGACUUUUAUGUUGAAAGACAGCAGAGCGAGUCGCCACACAUACUUUGUCCAUCCAUUGUACAGGGCAUCUAUGCUACGUCACUGCCUUCAUGUAUUAACGGGGUGUCAUGGUUCUUCGCUGGCCAUCAAUAAACAGCGUGGACCGUGAUGGAGUUGCAAAGAAGACAUGGGCCAAUGGACUUUGAUGUAGAGCCCAUAUAUGUCUCAGAGUGCGUCACCUGAAACUCAACAGGUGAGGUGUAUUCCUCGCAUUGCGGUGAUGAAAUAUCACAGAUAUCUUCAUUCUUGGUGUUACAAUGUGGCGUUUUUCGUCAGUUGUGAGAAGCUGCUCUGAGUCUGAGCAGAGGAGUCAAGCUUGUCUUGAAGAAAGAUAUUUAAGUUGAACCUCUUCUGCCAGGAGUGCGGUGAGGCGAGGAGGCGUUUUGAGGGGUGGAGACAGCUGAGAAGUCACUGUGGUAGGAAGGGGAGGGUUUCGGUGAGGCAGGAGCAUGCUGCUGUGUAGGAGACGUGUAAGAUGUUCAGCCAGUGGCUGGAAGAUGAUUACAAAAGACACCCAAAAGCCUCACUAUAAAAAAAAACUUCUUUCUGCAUAUUGGGGCGGAGUCAGCAUUCACCUUGUGUGAUGGACGUCUACAACGACGUGAUAAGGUGAAUGAAAAUGUUCUGGGUUUCCAUUUACGUGGAAAUUUCACAAGGAAGUAAGACUGUACGUUGCCAGACUAUAUACGGUUUUAUUUUAUUUUAUUUUUUUAUUUGGUUUGGGUGGGGGGAAAGGGUGUAGUGGGCUGGGCCAGGGGUGGGGGGGUUACUGUCAAUGCAUCCUGAGUCCCAGGCCGGGUCGUUUUCAGCCUCCCUAUAUGAGUUUAAUGGAAAAGCACUUUGAAAACACAAGUAAAAUGAAACGCAUUGGGUGGUGGUUUGAGGGGAACAGAUUUCUCUUUUUUUAAUCUUUCCUCAUUAGACUUUUCUUUGGUUUACUUUGUAGGGCUGGUUUCCCAAACAUCACACAUACCAUUAGCCAAGCAAGCAACGGUCAGAUUUUUCAAGGCUUUCCGCAACUUACAGUGAGCUCAACGAGAGGACAUUCCUUUUAGAAGUAAAUACUUAAAAAAAAACUAAAUGCAUACAUUCCUGUUCAAGCAAAGUGCAAGUUGAUGGGGGGAAUUUUGACAGAUUAAAAAAAAAAUGCCAUGAUGAACCAAUUUCUUCACACAGUUCUGCUCCACGGGGUCUAUUGUCAUUGUCAAGACAUGAGAAAUGUUUUUUUUUUUUUUUCUUUUUUUUUUUACUUGAAUUUUUCUUUUUAUUUAUCUGCGUCGCAGCCAUGGAGAGCCACACGAGGCCGCAAUGAGCUAAAAGGCAGGGUGGUUGUAACAUCCAGUAUUUGCACAUGUUCUUCAAAGGGCAAUGAUGUUUGCAAUGUCAAGACGCCGCACAGCCUUCGUUUUUUAACCCGCCUUAACUGAUGCGUGUCGGAGUUGUCGGUCAGGUUUUACAUGGUGCUGGUUUGUGUGAGGUCGAUUCAGGCAGGCUGUCUGUCCACGAAUACAUCUGCCCCCUGUAAGCUUCGCUGCUUUAAAUCAUUGGCACGGGGGCUCAUCAGCCAGGCAGACAUCCGCACAAAAGACAAGUUGUUUUUUGGUUACUGUUUUCUUUUCUUUUUUUCUUUUUUUUGGGGACACAUUGAUUUGCCAUAGCAAGGUGUCUCUUUGACUUAAUGUUUGAGCUGUUUUUCUUUCUUUUACAUGACAGUAUGUGACUUAACUGAGUGUAUGUUUAUCAGUCUGAAGAGAGAAUGUGGGGAUCUGAUGUUUUUCAGUAAAACUGAACAGUUCAAAGGCAUCACUGCCAAACCAUCCCCAUUUCAAUAUCUGGUUUGACCCUUUCAUUUUGCCUCUGUUUGCCUGAUGUAAGCUCUCCCCAAACAUUGUGGUUGUGAUUUUCUUUCCAGCAAUUUAUUGUUGCAUGUGUUAUAUAUUGACACCACAGAUCAGUUUGUGUUUGAUAUAUACUCUGGGGUGACCAGACCCACAAAAGGGUUUUUCUAUGAUUUAGAGAUACUGUAUUCCAAAGUGAAGAGAGGACCGCGGAGGAGGUGUGAAGACAUCAACAAAAAGAAGUGUCAAUAUUUUAAUGUCUUUUUGCGCUGCUAAAAGCUAUGAAUUUGUUUCAUUUAUACAAAAAAAUAACAUUACCUAGUUGUGAUGUGUCACUUGUGUGCUGCUAUUUUAUAAACAUUUGUAUUAUAAUAUAAUUAUUUUACUGCUUAAGAGAUACAUCCCGAAAAACAAAGUAGAUGGAGAUAGAAGAACAUGAAAUGAAUAUUCGACUGGAAAUGUUCUUUGUACAGUUAGAUAGCAUGUUCAUUUCCCUUUUUUGUUAUCUGUUUUGCUCUCCUUCAGUCACGUUCUGCAUCAGUGUGUUUCCCAUACCUCAGGAUUACUGGACAAAACGAAAACUUAAGUUCAUCGCCUAUUUUUCUGCAGUGAGGAAGCCUGUAAUGGAGGAGAAACAAUACGUUGGGGUGGUGUGGGGGGAAAAACAGCAACAACUAAUGCAUUUGCAUUUUUGUGGAGGUUUCCCACUGUUUCAGUGGAGCAGCAUCUUACUUGAUGAGAUGGAAAACAAGAAAUAUGCAAGGCUUCCGGAUGGACUGAACGUUUCUUGGAGGGGAGGAGAGGAGAGGGCACCACUGCAUUGUGUCACUGGCUCCUCGUGAGCUGGAAACAAUGAAAAGCAGCAUUCCUGUGGUGGCCAAAGUCAAGUUCUUGUUUAAUACAACCCCCGAUCACCAUGAAUGUCGCUAACUACGAUCAAAAACAUUGUGUUUGUGCCCCCAGUGGAACUGCCAACCCUGUCAUGUCCACAUGUCAUAAAUAUUCUGAUAUCUGGAAGUUUCAAUGGUGCAGAUUUCCCCUUGAGGUCCCCGUCCCCUCCUCCUCCUCCUCCAUAACUCAUAUCAUGUACCUCAAAUGUCUGUUGCACAACCUCUGUUCAAUAAACUUCUGCUUUAAAGGGUGUGACACCACAUCAGCUCUCUA
This is a messenger RNA of Cololabis saira (Pacific saury), 5130 nucleotides long. RefSeq names its product cyclin D2, a (gene ccnd2a). The record is from RefSeq and is a predicted model, not a curated record. Gene Ontology annotation, cellular component: cyclin-dependent protein kinase holoenzyme complex; cytoplasm; nucleus. Gene Ontology annotation, biological process: regulation of cyclin-dependent protein serine/threonine kinase activity; mitotic cell cycle phase transition; positive regulation of G1/S transition of mitotic cell cycle. The transcript has 5 exons. Gene Ontology annotation, molecular function: cyclin-dependent protein serine/threonine kinase regulator activity. NCBI's taxonomy places the organism in Eukaryota, Metazoa, Chordata, Actinopteri, Beloniformes, Belonidae. Bases 218 to 1111 code for a protein of 297 amino acids.